Molecule: messenger RNA, 498 nt
Organism: Durotheca rogersii
Lineage: Eukaryota; Fungi; Ascomycota; Sordariomycetes; Xylariales; Xylariaceae
Product: Redoxin
Exons: 3
Coding region: 1-498 (165 amino acids)
Biological process (GO): cellular response to oxidative stress; hydrogen peroxide catabolic process; cell redox homeostasis
Cellular component (GO): mitochondrion; cytoplasm; peroxisome
Molecular function (GO): thioredoxin peroxidase activity
Source: RefSeq, a predicted model, not a curated record
AUGCCUGGUCUCAAAGCUGGAGAUGACUUCCCCGAGGGCGUGUCCUUCGCCUACAUCCCCUACACCCCCGAGACUGCCGACGUGACCGCCUGCGGCAUCCCCAUCAAGUACGAGGCCAGCAAAGAAUUCAAGGACAAGAAGGUCGUCAUCGUCUCCGUCCCCGGUGCCUUCACCCCCACCUGCCAGAACACCCACGUCCCGGGCUACAUCUCGAAGCUCUCCGAGCUCAAGGCCGCCGGCGUCGACCAGGUCUUUGUCAUCUCCUACAACGACGCCUUUGUCCAGUCCGCCUGGGCCAAGGCCAACGGCGUCAAGGACGAGAUCAUCUUCGCCUCGGAUGACGGCGCCGCCUUCAGCAGCUCCAUCGACUGGACCCUGGGCCCCCGCACCGCCCGCUACGCCAUUAUCGUCGACCACGGCAAGGUCGUCUACGCCGAGAAGGAGCCCGGCAAGGAUGUGACCGUCUCCGGCGUCGACGCCGUCCUCGCCAAGCUGUAA